GACGUGAGGUACGUGAGAGAGAGGUGUGUAGACUCGUCGGUCUGCAGCCUGGGGACAGCUGGUGUAGCCAUUGUCAAGAACUGUCCGCACGACAAUGCAUUUCUACGGCCACCUUCUUUGCAGCACCAGCAGCACCAGCAGCAGCACCGUCGAUGCCCCCCUGAGCCCUAUCCGUUGUCUGAUGGGGCUGUGUGUGUGUCUAUCUGCCAUGUCUGUCUAUCUCACCCUCCUGCCCUCCAUCGGGGCUGGCAUCGUCAGUGUCUGCGGUGGACUGACGGGGCCCUCGCUGUGCAGCCCGCUGUGAGUCGACAGCAGCAGGCCUCUCAAUCACCGGAGGCUGCUGAAUGGAGACAGCUGCCUCGCCUGCAUUGAAUCAGAAAUACAGGGGGCUUUGGCUUUCGGCGUUGAUCGACCAAUGAGACAUGUGCGUCCAUCCAUGCCGAUAUGUACCUGAUGGGGGGAGCGUCCUGAAGGAUGGAGUGUAUAUUGAGCUGAGGGGCUGGUGCUCACAAGUGUGAUCGACACCUGGCAGCAUCUCACCACUCUUGCCUUGAUCCUCCCCGUGCACCACUUCCACAUGCAGAUUGCUGAACGAGAAUAUCUGACAAUACCCGCGAGACGCCUCUGCUGUGUUGGGGUGGGACUGAUCCCCUGCCGCUGGCCCUCCCUCCUCCCUCAGCGGUAUUGCGGAGCUCGGGCUAUGGACCGUCGCUGCCUCCCCUUCGUCAUUGGUUGGCGAGGCUACUUGUUCUUCCACAAUAGAAGCCAUUCUCGCGGGACGAUCACUUGCUCUGGGGUAAUGUCUCCUCGCAAUGGGUGGACGGGGAAGGCAUUCACGAGACAAAGGCCCAUUGCGUCUUGCAGGGAAGGCUGCUACAGCCCCAGGGCUAUACAAUUGAUAGGCGUGUGUCAGGGAGACGGGCGGUUGAGCAACAAAAGAACCACCAACACUACCCAUUGGCAUUGGCAGAUAGCUCAUCGGCUGAUAAGGAAGAGGAGGCCGAGGGUACAGGCAGGCUGGUGGGGCGUAGGACGCCGUCACGCGAAAGGGGACAACGAAUGGACCGGGCCGAAACAUCGUGGGUCGAGAAGGCGGAAGGAAAGUCGAGACAGGCGCUGGCAGGUGAGGGAUUCCCUCUGGGGGCAUCGAAACGGGGCGAGAAGAAACAUACUGUCGCGCGACCGGCGGCUGAUCCCGAGCCUCCACACACCGCACCUGCUUCAGGGGUGCCGUAUCCUCUCUUGUGGCGCCUUUCGCCAUGACUCUACGCGCCCUUCCGUCUGCCCGCCCGCCAACCACACCCAGAGUCGGCCACAAGUCAAUCCGCCUGUGCGUGACAUCAAGCGGCCCGAGCAUCCUCUGCCGGAGAGGGGCAAGGGCCGCCCGCCUUGCGCCGAUGUCAUGGGACACCUGACGCCUCUUACCGGGCGUGUAGAAGCGUAGAGGCUCGAGUGAGGCAGGGGGCGGCGCCAUAGUGACGGGGGGCCGUACAGGAGACUCGGCAGGCUUCCUCCUCCCCCUUUGUGGUGUCGCAUAGUGCCAGGGCUCUCGGACAGGCAGAAGCUUCGGUGGAAGCGAAGAGCCCCUCUCAACUGUUGGGUGCUGGUUGCUUCUGCGGCUGGACGGCCGCAACUUCCUGUUGUUUCUCUCUGGUGUCAACGCCCGCUUUAUUGCCCCUGUGACCGACGAUGCCAGCCACUCAAGCGGGGAUUGCUGAGUACCGCAAUCCACCUUUGGUUCGCGACUUCUCGGCCGAAGGGCGUCGUCGAGGCAGUGGUAUGGCAGAGCCGCUUUGUACGGCCGGGGGACGGAUGAAGUGCCGCCUGAAGGAGGAGGAAGAGUCCCUGGGGGACGCCGCUUGUGCGUAUGUGUCGAGUCACGAAGUGCUUCAGAAUCUGCGGGCGAGUGCAUCUCGCUGUCAGCCUCAGGAUUCAGGGCGGGUUUCGAAGCUGGGCAUGAUGCACCUGCCAAAGCACACGUGUCUCGAGUUGCGUCUCAUGCCUCGGCGUCUCACGUACCGGGCGUGAAUGGGGAAGGCGUUGUGACGGGUUGCGAGGGGAGAGGGGUCAGCGCAUCAACCUCUGGCACACGCUGCAACACAAGAAAGACAACGAAGCAAAUUGCAACGAAGAUACAGGGAGUCCGACAUCAUGAUGGUGGUGUGAGUCGUUUCGAGCACCUGAAUAGGCACGAUACCCACAGGGGGAGGGGCACUGCUCGUCUCAAAGCCCCGACUAUGCUGUCCUGCACUGCUCGCAUCAUCAAAAUGCCCCACCGUCCUGAAUGCGAGCUACGCACAACCGACCCAU
Vitrella brassicaformis is the source of this 2310-nucleotide messenger RNA. NCBI's taxonomy places the organism in Eukaryota, Vitrellaceae. The record is from the annotation of a GenBank genome assembly.